AUGCACCUCUUCGGUCGUCUUUCUCGAAAAUCAUCUAGCAGGCAGAUCCAUUCAUCCGUCGAGUCUCUCGGCAGCAUGUCCAGCAUCGAGGCCAGUAUCGAGGCGAUCGGCCCCGAGUACUAUCCCGUCCAGCCCAGAUUCCCGGCCCAGGACUCCUCUGCCGAAGAUGGACUUAAUCGAAAGGUCUUUGUUCGUCAGAAUAUCGACGAAUGGAGUGGGAAGAGAUCGAACAAGAGGCAAGUGGAUCUGUUCAUUAUGGCCAUGGAGAAAUUCCAGAAGCUUGAUCCGAAGGACAAGCUUUCUUAUUUUCAAAUUGCUGGUAUCCAUGGCCAACCGUUUGUUCGCUGGGAUGAUCCCGACCCCAUGCCGAUGAAAAACGGUUACUGUUUCCACGCACACAUUCUUUUCCCCAUCUGGCAUAGACCGUACGUACUUUUGUUUGAGCAAGUCGUGUACGACAUCAUGGUCCGGGAUGUGAUCCCACAGUUCCCCCAGGAGCAGCACGCGGACUGGCAGGAACUCGCUGACUCCUGGCGUCUCCCUUUCUGGGACUGGGCACGGAAUGGUCGAGUUCCAGAUCUGGCGAAAUACCCCACCAUCACAGUCCCCAGCCCUCAGGGAGGCAGGGUUCGAAUCGAUAAUCCCCUCUUUCAAUUCCGCAUGCCUACCGACAAGCCCAUGUCUAGCGAGGGAAUUGGCACUGAAAACACGUGGAGGGAUGAUGCGGAGCAGGAGGAAUACAAAAAUUUUGGCAACGCGAUUGGAACAAGUCGAUGGCCUGACGAAGAAGACCAAAAGCCCACGAGCGAGGGAUGGAGACAUGGUGUCGUCAACAACCGGAAGGUUGCCGACGCUUUCAACUCUCACAUGGGUUACAACGACAAGAACCACGGCCCUGCUGCUGAGAUGGUCUAUCGUCUGCUGACAAUUCGCAUGGACUACACAACAUUUGCCAGCACGAACCCUACCUCAAAAGAUCAAAAGGUCGACGAGGAUUUGAAUAUCGAAUACAUUCACAAUAACAUUCACGGUUGGACUGGAGAUGCAGGACACAUGGGAAAUGUACCCGUCGCUUCUUUCGACCCGUUGUUCUUUCUGCACCACUGCAACAUCGAUCGCAUCUUUGCCAUCUGGCAAGCUCUCAAUCCUGACAAGUUCCUCGACAGGAUUCCAGCAGACAAUGCGACGAUUCGCGACUCGCAUGGCAAGGAGCAUGCCGUCAACAAAGAUACUCCCCUCCAACCGUUUCGGAAGGAUGCACAAGGCAGCUACUGGACUCCAAGUGGAGUGCAGCACACAGUGAAUCUUGGAUACACAUACCCCGAGCUCCAGCCAUGGGACACCAAAUAUCUCAAAGAGGACAAAUCCUUUGACUACCCACUCUUCCAGGGAGACGUGAUGGCCCAGAUCACCAAGCUCUACGGAGUGUCACGCUCCCUUGCUUUGGAUCCCAAAGCUCCUAUCCCAGACGGCGUAGAACAGGUUGAUGGCGGACUACAGAUUACUGAUUUCGGUUUCAGCAUUCGAUUUUUGAAAUACGCAUUCGGCGGCCAGCCAUUCUGGGUGAAAUUAUAUCUCGCCCAGGACGAAGGAGUCCAAACACCAAUCAGCGACUUGAUCGCUGAAGUCUACAAUUUUAGCCAGAGACCCGAACUCGAUGGAGCGACGGUGUGCGGGAACUGCAAGAGUGGCCAGAAAAUCAAGGUCAAGUCGACUGCCUACAUUCCAAUUGCGCCUGUGCUGUACAAAUUAAUCAAGACUGGCAAGAAACUGAAAACUCUUACCCGUGAGGAAGUUUUGGCGUUCUUGCAGAAGCGGGCGUAUUGGAGGGUUAUAAAGCAUGGCAAAGAACUUCCAAGAUACGAGGUUGAAAAGCUGGAGCUCGAAAUUAUCGGCAGCAGCAAUGACACAAAAUUCUUCGAGAAUCCCGCUCUCCCACCAGCUUUCGAAAACUUCAAAGAAGAGCCAACUAUUAGCGGUGGUGCUGAUGGAGCCUUGGAUCCUGAACUGAAGCAACCUGUGGUUGUGCCACCGCCACCAAGACCCGUCCGACCAAAGGCAAAUCUCCCACUGCACGGUAGUCUCGUAUUCCCGAAGGCGCUCAAGCCAGACAGCGUGAUCCUCCUCGAAUCCUCCUCCGUGGAUCUGACCAAGCCAACUGUCAACAUCGACAUGACCCAGCUCUCCAUUACCGAUUCCGCCGGAAACACUGUCUUCCACAUCUCUAUCCGACGAGGCCAGGGCCAAAUCAUAUUCAACGCAAAGGUGGAUGGAUCCUGGGGUGAGGAGGAGCGGAUUAAUUUAGAUCAUCGCUUCCGAUCGGCCGAAGGCGCGACGAUUCUCAUCCACGACCAGGGCGAAGGUUACGAGGUCUGGAUUGACUGGGUGCACGCUUUAUGGUUUGCGAAGCGAGUCAAGGGUGCCGUGCCAAAGGCUAUAUUCUAUGAUCUUGGUGAUGAGAGUGGGACUCCGGUGCUGGAUGAUGAGGUUGAGGUUCGGACUUAUCCGUCUAUGAAGGCGCUUUUCUUGCAGAAGCAUGAGCAUGAGGAGGAGAAGACCGCAUAG
Penicillium argentinense is the source of this 2565-nucleotide messenger RNA. RefSeq lists its product as uncharacterized. Lineage: Eukaryota; Fungi; Ascomycota; Eurotiomycetes; Eurotiales; Aspergillaceae. The record is from RefSeq and is a predicted model, not a curated record. Gene Ontology annotation, molecular function: oxidoreductase activity; carbohydrate binding. The coding region runs from base 1 to 2565 and encodes 854 amino acids. The transcript has 9 exons.